AUGGCCCAGACCCUCCAGAUGGCGAUCCCAAACUUUGGCAACAACGUUUUAGAGUGUCUGAAUGAGCAGCGGCUGCAGGGCCUUUAUUGCGAUGUCUCCGUGGUGGUGAAAGGGCAUGCUUUCAAGGCUCACCGUGCUGUUUUGGCUGCGAGCAGUUCUUAUUUCCGGGACCUCUUCAGCAACAGCAGCAGUAGUGGAGGCUGUAGCAGCAAUGAGGCCAGCCCAACAGUGGUGGAACUUCCACCGGCUGUGCAGCCCCAGAGCUUUCAACAGAUUUUAGCCUUUUGCUACACAGGCCGUCUGAGCAUGACUGUGGGGGACCAGUUCCUCCUCAUGUAUACUGCUGGCUUCCUGCAGAUCCAACAAAUCAUGGAAAAAGGCACUGAAUUCUUCCUCAAGGUUUCCUCCCCCAGUUGUGACUCUCAGGGUCUAAACGCAGAAGAGGCUCCCCCGUCUGAGCCUCAAAGCCCCGUAACACAGACUGGUACCGGCGCAGCCCGACCCGCCACCUGUUUGACGCCUCUCCCGUUGGUGUCACGUGUGAAGACAGAGCAGCCCGCGAGCCAGCCGGAAGCUGCUGCUCAUUCGGUUGUCUGCACUCCUGUCGCCAAACGAUUAUGGGAGGGUGGCAGCAGCCGUGAUGGAGGAGGAGCGGGCUCCGGCACAGGAGGCGGAGCUAGAAAGGCAGCACGUUACUCCCAGGAGGGAGUUCGAGGCAGCGCCAUCCAGAGCCCCGCAGCCUUAGGACUGGCCAUGGGUAUGGGUGCCACUGCAACCAGUCUGGCCGGAAUGGUGGCAAGUGGGGGGAUUAGUGGCAAUACAGGCACCAAUGGUACCUCUGCGUCCGGUGCGGGCAUGUCAGAGGGUGCCAGCCCAGGCACCUUGAGUACAUACGCUAGUGACUCACCCAUUAGCUACCACGACGAUGAAGAGGAAGAAGAGGGCACCGAGGACUGUGCUGAAGAGCAGUACAGGCAAAUCUGCAACAUGUACACCAUGUACAGCAUGCUCAACAUGGGGGCUGUAGCUGCUGGCGAACGGGUAGAAGCGCUUCCUGAUCACACCGAGACACGGGGGCGCAUGCGCGGGCGAGACCUCACCUGCCUCCCGGCAGAGCUUAUUGCCCAGAUAGGCAACCGUUGUCAUCCCAAACUAUAUGAGGAAGGAGAUCCUGCUGAGAAACUAGAACUAGUCUCAGGUACAUCUGUCUUUAUUUCCCGAGCCCAGCUAAUGAACUGUCAUGUGAGUGCGGGGACCAGACACAAGGUGCUGCUGAGGAGGCUACUGGCUGCCUUCUUUGACAGGAAUACGCUGGCCAACAGCUGCGGGACAGGCAUCCGCUCAUCCACCAAUGACCCAAGCCGCAAGCCCCUGGACAACAGAGUGCUACAUGCAGUCAAAUUUUACUGCCAGAACUUUGCUACCAGUUUCAAAGAGAGUGAGAUGAAUGCCAUCGCCGCCGACAUGUGCACCAAUGCCCGGCGAGUAGUCCGGAAGAGUUGGAUCCCUAAACUCAAGCUGCUGAUCGCCGAAAGCGACGCUUAUUCCGCCUUCCUCUCCGACGGCGUGAAAGCAGAGGACGACACCUUGGGCGCCGAUCCUGCUUUUGACCCCGCCUCUCUGGAAGCCUCUGCCGGCGCGGAGUCAGGUGGUUCCUCAGGUGAAUCCCUACCAGGCGUGAGCGGGGAUGUUGGAGCGUUAUUUUGA
Nerophis lumbriciformis (worm pipefish) is the source of this 1707-nucleotide messenger RNA. The record is from RefSeq and is a predicted model, not a curated record. Lineage: Eukaryota; Metazoa; Chordata; Actinopteri; Syngnathiformes; Syngnathidae.